Messenger RNA from Rotaria sp. Silwood1, 1008 nucleotides. The record is from the annotation of a GenBank genome assembly. Lineage: Eukaryota; Metazoa; Rotifera; Eurotatoria; Philodinida; Philodinidae.
AUGUAUGAAGCAUGGUUUGAUGACUUUGUAAUAUUUAUGUCGAAACUAUUUGCUCCAGUACAUGUAUUGCGUAUUAAAUAUCAUACGGGCUCAGAUUAUCUUGAUCCUAAUGAUUGGGAACAAUUAAUUAAAAUACGUAUACCUUAUUUGCUUACAUUCGACUACGAAUAUCAUGACAAGGAUAUAACGGAUUAUGCAGAUGAUGAUUUUCAUACAAAAAUCAAUCGAUUUACUUCACAAUUUUGGAUUAAACAUCAAUGGUUUUUUGAAUUUGGAAUCAAUAUAGAUGAAGAAAGUCUUCAUUGCUCAAUUCAUCCAUAUAGGAAUAUAUGGCUUGAUAUUUAUAAACAUUCAGAGAUUGCUAAAUAUUUCAAUAAAAAUCUUAGUGACAAUAUUCAUCAAGAACAUACAAACAAUUCUUCACUUGCCUUACUUCCAAUUAUUCAACUCUGUAUCAAUAGUAGUUCAUUUGAUGAACAAGAUCAAUUAUUUAUGAAUAAAUUCAAAUCUACAUUUCUUUCUGUUCCAUUUACUCGUUUGAAGAUUAGCUGUGAGGCCAUACCUAUUGGAAUGUUUGUUAGAAUCAUACAUUUGUUAUCGAAUCUUGAUUCAUUGAAAGUAUCAUCUUUAUCAUGUAUUGAAUCCGAUUGGUUGGUUAAAAGCGAUGGAGAGACUAGUUUUUCAACAUCGAUCAAUAGUAAAAUUACAAAUGUCAAUCUUGACGAAAUGAUUAAUAUGGAACAAGUGCAUUUUCUUCUUCAUCUCUGUCCUUGUAUACAAUAUUUUCAAGUGAAUAUUUCAAAACACAUGAAUCUCAAAAUGCUCGUACGAUUUAUUUUAAUACAAGCCAGUACAUACAAUUUUGAUCUUCGUUUCUUAUGUCUUUCUAUUCAAAAUGCCAAUGAAGAUAUGGUUCAAAAAUUACAAAAACUGAUCGAUACUGAAAAAUUACUCUCUAACUAUAUGAUCAAAUGUAUUGGUAAUCAUAUUCUUCUGAAAUCAGAUUGA